GUCCGGUCUCUUCGUUCUUUCUCAUUCUAGAAUCCGUAGAUGAAACUAGGUGCAAUGGCAGAAUGAGCAGAGACAUUUACAAUUUCUUCUUCUCGGAAGAAGAAGAUGGCUUUGGAGAAAGAAGAAGAGGAGUCGCCAAACGGUCUAAACGCACCGUUUUGUGUACUUGAUGGGCUCUAUUGUGAGGAAGAAAGUGGGUUUGUGGAGGAGGAUCUGGUGGGGAUUGAUAGUGGGGGUUUAGAUUUGCUCGAGAAAUCCGAUGAAAAUGUCGAAAAGUUUCAGUUUUUACCUCUUAUGGAUAUGUCUUUAUGGGAUGACGAUGAGUUGUUGUCUCUACUUUCAAAGGAAAAUGAAACGAAUCAUUUUCUUCGUGACGAAACCUUAGAUGGGUUUCUGGUUUCUUGUAGGAAAGAGGCAUUAGAUUGGGUUUUUAGGGUUAAGUCUCAUUUCAGGUUAACUUCCUUGACGGCUUUGCUUGCUGUGAACUACUUCGAUAGGUUUAUCACAAGUAUUAAGUUUGAGACAGAUAAGCCAUGGAUGUCUCAGCUUGUUGCUGUGGCGUGCUUGUCUUUAGCGGCUAAAGUUGAAGAGAUCCAUGUUCCAUUGCUCAUUGACCUCCAAGUGGAAGAAGCAAGAUAUAUCUUUGAAGCUAAAACUAUACAAAGAAUGGAACUUUUGAUUCUUACUACUCUCCAGUGGAGGAUGCACCCUGUGACUCCAAUCUCCUUCUUUGAUCACAUUGUACGGCGAUUCGGCUCUAAAUGUCACCAGCAAUUGGACUUCUUUAGGAAGUGUGAGCGUCUUUUGAUCUCCGUCAUUGCUGAUGCAAGGUUUAUGAGUUACAUCCCUUCUGUGUUGGCUACUGCAAUAAUGAUAUAUGUAAUCAAAGAUUUGAAGCCAUGUGAAGAAGUUGAAUACCAGUCUCAGCUCAUGACUCUACUCAAAGUUAAUCAGGAGAAAGUUAAUGAAUGCUAUGAACUGAUGUUGGAGCACAAUAUGAGCAAGGAGAGGAUGAUGAAUUGGGUCGAUCAGGACAGUCCAAGCAGUGUAUUCAGCUUCGACGACAGCUCAAAUAGCUCCUGGAAUGUCUCUGCGGCUUCAUCAUCAUCUCCAGAGCCCUUGCUCAAGAGGAGAAGAGUGCAGGAGCAGCAAAUGAAGUUGCCUUCAAUAAACCAUAUGUUUGUCGAUGUGCUUAGUAGUCCUCGCUAGUACCUUUCAUUGUUCGAAUGUGUCAAGUUAGAAGAACAUAAAAAUUCAGUCUAUCUUUUGCGUAUCAUCAUCAUCAUCUGGUUAUGGCUACAAUUUUAAGGUAGAACAUAUUGUGUUAACUUUAAAGCCAGUUCC
Molecule: messenger RNA, 1344 nt
Organism: Eutrema salsugineum
Lineage: Eukaryota; Viridiplantae; Streptophyta; Magnoliopsida; Brassicales; Brassicaceae
Product: cyclin-D3-2
Exons: 4
Coding region: 106-1209 (367 amino acids)
Biological process (GO): regulation of cyclin-dependent protein serine/threonine kinase activity; mitotic cell cycle phase transition
Cellular component (GO): nucleus; cyclin-dependent protein kinase holoenzyme complex; cytoplasm
Molecular function (GO): cyclin-dependent protein serine/threonine kinase regulator activity
Source: RefSeq, a predicted model, not a curated record